Aureobasidium pullulans EXF-150 is the source of this 1831-nucleotide messenger RNA. Its product is annotated as fad NAD binding oxidoreductase. The record is from RefSeq and is a predicted model, not a curated record. Gene Ontology annotation, molecular function: oxidoreductase activity. Gene Ontology annotation, cellular component: late endosome; cytoplasm. The transcript is spliced from 2 exons. Lineage: Eukaryota; Fungi; Ascomycota; Dothideomycetes; Dothideales; Saccotheciaceae. Gene Ontology annotation, biological process: retrograde transport, endosome to Golgi. Bases 124 to 1395 code for a protein of 423 amino acids.
GGGAAUUGCUGAAAUACUUGUAUCGCCACUCUGGCUUUUGUAAAAAGAACUUUGUCGUCGAGCCUACCAGGUAGACUUAAUCGACUUUCGCAAAAGACCACAUUGUUCCAUCAACAUUCCAUCAUGGCCGGAGACGAGCAAAAGAACAUUGUGAUUAUUGGAGGUGGUAUCAUCGGCGCCACCUCUGCAUACUUCCUCACACAUCACCCCUCAUACAACCCGGAAAAACACAAGGUCAUCCUGCUGGAAGCGACGAAAAUUGCUGGCGGCGCAAGUGGCAAAGCAGGUGGCCUGUUGGCUCUGUGGGCCUAUCCGUCAUCUAUUGUGCCUCUUUCCUACAAGCUGCACAAGCAGUUGGCCGACAAAUAUGGCGGCGACGAACGCUGGGGUUACAGGCAGGUCCAUUGCGGGUCAGUAGACUGCAAGGGUCGUCAACUCACCGCCAAGGAUUCAGUCAAGGGCAAGGACAACGAGAUGGACGGAAAGAACGACCGACCUGCAGACCGAGAGAAGAACAGCGUCAGUCUUGAAAAGAAUCCGCCAAAGGUUUCCGCAAAAUUGGCAGCCAGAGGUAUACCAAAGGACCUGGACUGGGUUCACCCGGAUUGCUUGAGAAUGUACGACGAGAUGGGCGAUCCCAGCACGACCUCGCAAGUACACCCUUAUCAGUUCACUACCUCUAUGGCCGACUUAGCCGCCGAGAAGGGUGCGGAUAUUCGUGUUGGUGCUGCAGUCAAGAGCAUUAACCGUACUAAGGACGGCAAGGGUGUUGAGAGUGUAACAUACGAGGACAAGAAUGACAACAAUAAGGAGGUCACUAUCUCUGCAACAGAUGUCGUUAUCUCUGCCGGCCCCUGGACGAAGACCGUCUAUCCUGACGCUCCUAUCUCGGCUACUCGAGCUCACAGUGUUACUAUUCGUCCUACUCGCGAGAUCAGCGCAUACGCCCUAUUCACCGAGAUCAAACUACCAGCUGGCUUUAAGAAGUCCUCUCGCGAACAGCACGUCUCUCCAGAGAUCUAUACACGCCCAAAGAACGAGGUCUACGCAUGUGGUGAAGGAGAUCAUAUGGUGCCAUUACCUAAGUCGUCCGACCUUGUCGAGGUAGAUGAACAAAGAUGCCAGGAUGUAGUCGAUUAUGUCAGCUCAAUCAGUGACGAGCUACGAGACGGAGAAGUUACUGCAAGACAGGCGUGCUAUCUUCCUAACGUUCAAGGUGGAAAUGGGCCCCUGAUUGGUCAAACUGGCGUCAAAGGACUGCUGAUAGCCGCUGGUCACACUUGCUGGGGCAUCCAAAACGGUCCAGGAACUGGCAAGCUUAUCUCAGAAUUUGUCUUUGAUGGUGCUGCUAAGUCGGCUAAGAUCUCUAGUUUGGAUCCUCGCAUGGUGCUCUAAAGGAGAGCCGAUACCAAGGACAUGAAGCUCUCUAGCAGAGCGCAGAUUGCCUACUCCGAGCACAAACGCUGUGAUGAAUUUAGCCAUGGAAACGCAUGAAAAUGUUGCAAUUCAGCAGCUUGAUAAUGAGAGAACCAGAGAGUGAGACUCUCAGUUGACACUUCUCCAUUUCCCUGAAUCUCUGUGCCCUUUUUUUUUAGCUAGCCACAGUGACCAUGGUCAGUCUUGGGAGACAUGUGCUGGAAGAGGAACCCUCGUUCUUGCUUUUGGGAGUCGAGCAAGCGUCCAUAAAGCAUCUCGUACCGCGUUCAAACGGUCAAGUACGGAAGAGUUGAAUCUCGUCCUCUCAGAUCAGCAAACCCCAGUUCGAUUCCAUCUUGACUCACCAAUCCAAGCACCUGCCAAAUAAGCUUCAUACCGCCAAUCUGUACGUAGC